Molecule: messenger RNA, 562 nt
Organism: Nomascus leucogenys (northern white-cheeked gibbon)
Lineage: Eukaryota; Metazoa; Chordata; Mammalia; Primates; Hylobatidae
Gene: RPS23
Product: ribosomal protein S23
Biological process (GO): translation
Cellular component (GO): cytosolic small ribosomal subunit; ribosome
Molecular function (GO): structural constituent of ribosome
Source: RefSeq, a predicted model, not a curated record
UGGGCGGGGCUUGCUCGCGGUGGCUUGUGGCUCCUUCCUGCGCUGCUUCUCUCUUUCGCUGAGACCUGUGGCGCCGACAGGAUGGGCAAGUGUCGUGGACUUCGUACUGCUAGGAAGCUCCGUAGUCACCGACGAGACCAGAAGUGGCAUGAUAAACAGUAUAAAAAAGCUCAUUUGGGCACAGCCCUGAAGGCCAACCCUUUUGGAGGUGCUUCUCAUGCAAAAGGAAUCGUGCUGGAGAAAGUAGGAGUUGAAGCCAAACAGCCAAAUUCUGCCAUUAGGAAGUGUGUCAGGGUCCAGCUGAUCAAGAAUGGCAAGAAAAUCACAGCCUUUGUACCCAACGACGGUUGCUUGAACUUUAUUGAGGAAAACGAUGAAGUUCUGGUUGCUGGAUUUGGUCGCAAAGGUCAUGCUGUUGGUGAUAUUCCUGGAGUCCGCUUUAAGGUUGUCAAAGUAGCCAAUGUGUCUCUUUUGGCCCUAUACAAAGGCAAGAAGGAAAGACCAAGAUCAUAAAUUUUAAUGGUGAAAACACUGUAGUAAUAAAUUUUCAUAUGCCAAAAAA